AUGGGUGUGUCGGAGUCUGGAUCGACCUGGCAAUCUUCGUGUCAGGCGGAUUAUCCUACUUCACCGCAUUUGGACACUCCCGUAGUAAUUUCUUAUUAUUUCCAGGCAUCAAGCAAGUCUCUCACAAAGGACGAGACAAAAAUACUGCUUUCGUUUAUUGAAAGUAGUAAAAUUAUUUAUAAUAAAAGAACAAAUGCGACUACUAACAAAUUGAAAAAUGAGGAGUUGAAACGCAUAAGAGACCAGUUCAAUGCUGUGGUGACCACAUCCUACCGGACACCACAGCAGUUGCGUUUAAAAUGGGAAAAUCUUAAAAAGAAUUCCCGUAAACGCAAUACACAAAUACGUAUGAAUAACAUAAAGACUGGUGGCGGUGGUCCUUCCUACAUCCCCCCUGAUGAUGUGUUGGACAGGGUGGCUGCAUUAUUAGGAACUACUGUAGAUGGGUUCACAGUAGCAUAUGGUGGUGAUGCUGAACUAAUACCAUGUGUCGGCAGUAUUAAUGGCAGUGGUGAUGAACAUGGUUUGGAGGUUGUUGCAGUUAUAGAUAAUGUAAUUGAUAAUGGUGCUGAGGUGUUGGAGUGUAACAGUGGUGUUGAGGUGUUGAAAGAGUGUGUGGUCGAAGACACAGGGCCUUGCUCAGUCACACCACCUAACCCCAAAUUUUUACACACUCCCAAAGCCAGCGGGUUUCAAAAGAAAAUCAAAAUCUGAUGAGCACCGGGCAUCCAGAAACCAGGCAUUAGCAAAUUAUUAUAAUGCAAAAACUAAACUUUUAGAAGCAAAAUUUGAAAAUAUAGUGUUAGAAAAUAAAAAAUUCAAAUUAGAAA
Messenger RNA from Bombyx mandarina (wild silkworm), 830 nucleotides. RefSeq lists its product as uncharacterized. NCBI's taxonomy places the organism in Eukaryota, Metazoa, Arthropoda, Insecta, Lepidoptera, Bombycidae. The record is from RefSeq and is a predicted model, not a curated record.